AUGGCUCGCUCGCUUGCCGCUAUUGCCCUCACUGCGAUAGCGCUCGUCGUGCUGCUCUGCGCAAUCCAGUCAGAGGCCAAGAUAUUCACAGUGGGAGGCAGCCGGUUCAGUCCGUGGGGAUAUGGCGUGAAGAGGUGGAAGCCCAGGGGGGUCAUACACGCAGGGGACACUCUUGUGUUCAAGUGGACAGGCAUCCCGCAUGACGUGUGGAUCAUGAACUCCAUGGACGCGUACAACAACUGCAACUUCGGUGCGGGAGCGGCCACUAAGAAGACCGGCAUCACCAGCGUGGGGAGGUACAAGUACAAGGUGCCAACUGCAGCCGCGGGGCACAUCCCUUCUCUUCUCCUGCAGCGUGCCCGGGGGCGCAGCCCAUGGCGCUACAACCUGCAAAACUGGCGCCCUACAACGCCUGCCCGUGUAGGCGAUGUGCUCGUGUUCAAGUGGAGGGGCGUCAUUCCCCAUGAUGUGGUGCUCAUGGACUCUGACGACGCGCAUGAAAGCUGCAACUUCGGGGCUGCUAAGAAGCUCACCAGGAUCGUAAACUGCGAUCCGGCGAGGCGCGUGACCCGGUCGACUAGCGUGCAAGAGGAGUUGGAGCGAGAGGAUGCGGAGGAGGCGCAGGAGGUAGCGGGGGUAGCUGGGGUUGCGGAGGUAGCCGCGGGGGAGGUUGAUGGCGAACCGCAAACGACGCGUGAGCGGCGCGAUGAUCGUCGUGCGGAGAUGAACGGCUCAGAUGAAAGCGGGACCCGCAGGAGCAAGCGGCUUAGGACGGGAGGCGCGAGCGGCGGCGAUGGUUCCUCUUCGCAGCAGCCGGCAGACGUGGUGAAGCGCGAGCGCGCCGCGGGCCCCGUGAAAAGAGAAGCUGACGUGGCCGCGAGACGCCAAGCUGGAAUGGUGAAACAGGAGGCUGCUGUCGUGGCGAAGCGGGAAAACACCUCUCGCGCCAAGGGCAAGGAAAAAGUUCGCCAUACCACUGUACUUACGUUACCUGCUCCUCACGACCAUCCCUUCCCACCUUCCAGCUUCCCAACACAACCCCCCCCUCCCCUUUCACUCCCCUCCCCUUCCCCCGCCUCCCCCCUCUGCAUCCAUGUCGUUUUUCCCCUUCUUCCUGCCAAUGUUGAUGUUGCCCUCCACCCACCAAUCAGAGGCGAGGACGGGUUCCAGCCGGGCAACAUCCUAUUGGUGCAGGUGCGGCACUUCAUGACGUACGCGUCCAUCUCAGCGCGCCCCUCGCCGCGCCUCAACCUCAUCGUGGGGCCCAACGGGUCGGGCAAGAGCUCCCUCGUCUGCGCCAUCGGCCUGGGGCUAGGGGGAGAACCCAAGAUGCUGGGGCGGGCGGCGCACGUGGGGGAGUUUGUGCAGCGAGGAGAGCGCAGUGCGGAGAUAAGCAUUGUGCUGCGGGGGGAUGUGGCGGGGGAGGAGGUGCACGUCACCCGCCGCAUCUCCAUCGAGAAUCGCACCGACUGGCUCCUCAAUGGGCAUGGAGUGCGGCGGGAUCAGGUGCAGGAGUGCAUGAAGCGAUCCAACAUCCAGAUCUCCAACCUCACGCAGUUCCUCCCACAGGACCGAGUGUGUGCGUUCGCGGGCAUGUCGCCCAUACAGCUGCUGGAGGAGACGCAGAGGGCCGUGGGCGACCCACAGCUGUCCCACCAGCACGCCUUCCUCAAGGACCAGCAGGACGCCCUCGCCACCCUGCACGCCACGUUGGUGUCACACGAGGAGCAGCUGGGCAAGCUGCAGGUGGCGAACGCGCAGGUGGAGGUGGAUGUGGAGAAGGUGCAACGCAGGGAGGCCAUUCUCAAGGAGGUAGCGCUGAUGAAGAAGAAGGUGCCCUGGCUCAAGUACGAGCGCAUGAAGCGGCGUGUGAGGGAGAUGGAGGGGGCAGUGGAGGCGAGGCUUAAGGAGAGGGACGAACUGCAGACACAAGUCAUGGCCGCCAGGGACCCCCUCGUAGCGUUGAAGGAGAGUCGGGCGGGGUUUGCAUCGCUGGUGGCGAAGAUAGGGCGCGAGAACGAGGCGAGGGAGAGGAAGCUGCGGGAACUGGCAGAGGAGAGCGACCAGCUGCUGUUCGCCUCCCUCCCUCGAACAGCUCCCUCCCUGGAGAGGGAGCGGAACGUGGUGGGGGAGGUGCACAGGGCAAGAGAGGGAGACCAGCUUAGUGCAGCAGGCGGUGGAGAGGGAGCGGGGCUUGGUGGAUGCGGUGCACGGGGCAAGAGAGGGCGAGCAGCUGAGGUUGGCUUGACAGGGCUCCUCACUCACACCACACACCUGCUGUCCUCCCCUCUGCCCCCACAGGUGCAGCAGGCGGUGGAGAGGCAGCGGGACGUGGUGGAUGCGCGGAGCAAGGCAGCGAAUCGCGAGCAGCGGCUGGCAAAGGCACAGGCGGACCUGCAGCAGCUGGAGGAGCAACUCGCCGCCCUGCCGGAAGUCAAACCGCCCAAGGCCGCUGUGGACCCUUUGGCAAGGCGAGGGAGGGAGCUGCGGAUGCAGGCGGGGGAGAAGGAGCGCGAGGGGCGGCAGCUGGAGCAGCAGAUGAGCGUGCUGAGGGAGCAGAUGGGCCGCGUGGAGAGGCGCAUGCACGAGGUGGCCAACAGUCGCAAUCGGCGCAUAGAGCGGGCGGGCGACAGGGAGCUGAAGCAGGCGUGUGAGUGGCUCGACCACAACCGCGCUCAGUGCAAGGGGGCCGUCUACGGACCCAUUCUCGCUGAGGUGAACCUUAUAGACCCCGAUGCGCAUGCAGCCUUCCUAGAGCAGCACGUGCCGAUGUGGGUGUGGAAGGCCUUUGUUACAACAGUACCGGAGGAUCGAGACUUGCUCGUGCGCCACUUAAAGCCCCUUGGUGUGGCAGUGGUGAAUGAGAGCAGUCGCCCUGAGGAGCUGGGUCCCCCCGCACAUGCCAUGGCCGUGGAUGCACAUCUGCAGCGCCUAGGUGUCACGCACCGAUUGGACGAGGUGUUCAAUGCGGCUCCUGUGGUGCACAGUGUGCUCAACCAGCAGUCGCAGCUCUUCCGAUCCUUCGUGGGAUCGGCAGAGGCAGAUAAGAACGCGGAGGUGAUACAGGAGAGGGGAGUGGAGGACCUGUGGACGCCGGAGAGCCACUACCGCUGGCUGCGCUCGCGCUACAACGGCUCGCUCUCCAUCAGUGCCCACGGCGUGCGCCCCUCCCGCUUCUUCUCCCAAGAGUCGGGGUUGCAGGAGGAGGAGCAGCUGCAGGCGGAAAAGGAGCGCAUUGAUGCGAGGGGCAGGGCGCUGCAGGAGAGGGUGCAGGCUGUGCGGAUGGAGCAGCGCGCUCUUGAGGCCGAGGCAGCACAAUGCGAGAGACAGCGGGAUGAGAUUGUGAACGAGUACCAUGGGCAGAAGAAGCAGCGCACCGACCUGCAGGACCGCAUUGUGCAGAAGCGGAGGCUGGUGGAAGAAUCGGGGCAGAGCGAGAAUUUGGAGGAGGUGGAGAGGAGGGCGAGGGCGGACAUUGCUGUCAGCAUGGAGCGGCAGCUGGGCAAUGCCAAAAAGACGCACAAGCACCUGCUAAGCCUGUGGCAGGAGAAGCGGCGACUUUCCUCCCUGCAACUCGCUGUGGACGAGCUCUCCUUCCUGUUGCGCGAGCGAGAGGGCGAGUUCAAGGACCUGGACGAGCAGCUGCUGAAGCUGCAGCAGGAGGUGAUGCGGGGGCAUGUGAUGGAUGAGGGAGAUGACACUCAUCUCCCUUGUGCAAACUCCAAAGCAGUAUCCACUUUGGCAGUCACCUUGCCCCCCCCGCUCCUCCAUUCCUCUCCCUCCGCUCUUCCCUACCUUUCGCCCCACCCCCAUCCCCCAUUGCCUACCUGUGUAGAGGAGGAUCAGCUGCAAUCAUCAAAGCAGGUGGCACUUUGGUGCCUACCUGUCCCGCACCCCUCUUCCCCAUUCCUGCCCGCCAUUCUGCUACCCCUUCCCCCUCUCCCUCCCACUGUCUGCCUGCACAGAGGAGGAUCGAGUGGCAGCAGCGAAGCAGGAGGCAGCAGCAGCACUGGAGGCAGCAAGGGGGGUGGUGGACCUCAGGAGAGACGAAGAGGCCAAGAGGUUCUGCCUGACUCGCUAGAGGAGCUACAGGAGGAGGUGGAGGAGCGCAUAGGGCAGGCGAACCGCAUCGUGUGCCCCAACCCCCACGUGCUGCAGCAGUUCCAAGAACGGCAGGAGCAGAUCCGCAGCAUGCAGGGCAAGGUGGAGAGUGAGAGGCAGCAGCUGGAUGAGCUCAAGUCGGAGGUGGAGCGCGUGCAGGGUCUCUGGCUGCCGCGCCUCCGCUCACUGAUCAUUCGCAUCAACGAGGCCUUCUCCAGAAACUUCCGGGAAAUGGCCGUUGCUGGGGAGGUGGCUCUAGAUGAAAGGGGCGCUGACUUUCGUUCAUAUGGCAUUCGGAUCCGAGUCAAGUUCAGGGAGAGUGCAGAGCUGCAGGACCUCAGUGCACACCACCAGUCCGGAGGGGAGCGCUCUGUGUCCACGAUCCUGUACCUGGUGUCGCUGCAGGACUUAACGCGGUGUCCGUUCCGAGUGGUGGAUGAGAUCAACCAGGGCAUGGACCCCACCAACGAGCGCAACAUGUUCCAACAGCUCGUGCGCGCCGCCACCCACGACCACACCCCACAGUGCUUCCUGCUGACGCCAAAGCUGCUGCCAGAUUUGGACUAUGGCGAGGCAUGCACGGUGCACUGUGUCAUGAAUGGCCCGCAUGCUGUGCCCCUCGCCUCCACUGCUGGUGAGUGCCGUGAGGAGAGGUGA
Messenger RNA from Closterium sp. Naga37s-1, 4758 nucleotides. NCBI's taxonomy places the organism in Eukaryota, Viridiplantae, Streptophyta, Zygnematophyceae, Desmidiales, Closteriaceae. The record is from the annotation of a GenBank genome assembly.